AUGGCUCAAGAAACCUAUAUUGAAAAAGUGGCCAUUGUCGGCGCUGCGGGGCAUAUUGGCUCACACUUCACUCGAGAGCUUCUCAAAACGGGAAAACACACCGUCACCGCGAUCACACGCGCAGGGAGCACCAGUUCCAUUCCUGAAGGAGUCCGGCGCGUUGAAGUGAACUAUGAUGACCAAGAAUGUCUCGUGAACGCACUCAAGGGACAACAGUUCCUGAUCAUCACCUUGUCUGUGACCAGUCCUGCAGACUUGCACAGCAAGAUUGUCAAGGCCGCCUCUGACGCAGAAAUACCAUAUAUCAUGCCAAACGUCUACUCGACCGAUCUGCAAAACAAGUCCGUCAGCGAGGAUGUAAUGUACGGCGCGGCUGCCCUCGAGCGAUGUAAGGAAGUCGAAAGACAAGGGAAUACAGCGUACAUCGCCAUGAACUGCGGCUUCUGGUAUAACUGGAGUCUGUUAUUAGGUGAGUCGUUCUUCGGUUUCGAUCUGGAGAAGAAAUCAGCGACAUUUUUCGACGACGGCAAGAACCGGAUUACCUCAUCCAGCGAGUCUCAAUGUGGUCGCGCUGUCGCGGCUCUUCUAAGUCUGCCGGAGAGGAAGGUGGCAGAGUGGAAAAAUAAAUUCUUCUACGUCGGUAGUUUCACGUGUACCCAGCGGGAUAUACUUGAUAGUAUCCAUCGUGUCACUGGGACGACUGAUGCUGACUGGACUAUCUCUUAUGAAUCUUGUCAGAAGAGGUACCAGGAUGGGUUGGCUGAGAUGCAGAACGGGGUUAAUUCGGGAUUUGCUAAGGCUUUGUAUGCAGUGUCCUUCUCGAAGGAUGCAGGGGGUGAUUUUGAAUCCACGAGAGGGUUGGCUAAUGAUGCCAUUGGAUUGCCGAAGGAGGACUUGGAUGAGGUGACAAAGAAAGCGCUGACAACUGCGGUGCCUGCGGUGCCGAAAGUUGUUUGA
Molecule: messenger RNA, 957 nt
Organism: Aspergillus tanneri
Lineage: Eukaryota; Fungi; Ascomycota; Eurotiomycetes; Eurotiales; Aspergillaceae
Product: aromatic alcohol reductase
Exons: 2
Coding region: 1-957 (318 amino acids)
Molecular function (GO): oxidoreductase activity
Source: RefSeq, a predicted model, not a curated record